AUGCCAUCAACUGACAUCUCGCGUCUCGCCACAGUCACUAUCCCUGAUGCGCCUCUUCUGAACACGUUGAUCUCUCGCUCUGGGCAAUACGGGAAGAAUAGACGCCCCUUUCUCCUGGCCCACGGCGUCACCGCCGACGUGGCAGAUUUAAGGGAGGAUCUGGAGAGGAUCUCAUCGCGAGUUCCUCGCCCGGAGCUCCUGACAUUAGCUGAAUAUGACAUUGCGGCGGUCAAGGCCACGCUGCGCUUUCCGCGGAUCGGCCAGCCUCUCGACAUGAUACGGGAGCUAGAUCUCCUUGUUGCUGCCACUGCCGCCUUCCGCCACUCGAACUGA
This is a messenger RNA of Heterobasidion irregulare TC 32-1, 333 nucleotides long. RefSeq lists its product as uncharacterized. The transcript is spliced from 2 exons. Bases 1 to 333 code for a protein of 110 amino acids. Lineage: Eukaryota; Fungi; Basidiomycota; Agaricomycetes; Russulales; Bondarzewiaceae. The record is from RefSeq and is a predicted model, not a curated record.